GAAUCGAAAAUGAUAGAUUUAUUUCAACAUUCGGUGAAAGUGGAUUUUCCGAUCAGUGUGUGGCCAACAGUGGUGGUUUCUGUGUCGCUGUAAACUGGGAAGAAUUCCCUGGAAAAAAAGGCAUGAAAAUGGAAAGUGAAGGGAGCUCAACAGCCAGCACCGUCAGUGGAGUCUACCAGAAUAUCUUAAAGAGUCCCGCACCAAUUUGCAUGUUCUAUUUCUCCCAUCCAUUUGGGAUAUCAUCUCCUGUUGGUGCGACAAGUGGAAAAUUAUCAUCAACCCCAAAAGACAGUAAUAACGAAAGGAAGAACCAGGUGAGGAAAGCCAAUCGAAGGAUUGGAGGUGAUCAAGUGCGAAAAACACCUCUUAUUCCAUGGCCAAGAGAUACCUGGCGCCGUGAAUUCUCCCUUCCGCCACUCAUUCAGCUCAUUGCACGGAGAAAUGGUCGAAAAGUGCCAGAUAUUGAGGGGGUUUUAAGUACCAUCAGACGCGCUUGGAACACUCCUAGUGAAGGACGUGGAUCGAUUUGUAGUGGAUUUCGUGACGAAACUUCUGCAGCAUCCGAUUGGGAUCUGGUCACAGUAUCGAGUGAUUUUCAUUGUUGUCGGCAUCAGUAUCACACCAUGGGUUCUGGCACUUUUGCAGUCACCACAAAUGGUGGAGGUUUACUCAGACGACGAUAUUCCGUACCCGAGAUUAUCAUGAGAAAGCAUUCGCUAUCGCAGCAGAGAUCUCUUGAGACGAAAGAGGAAUCGAGUGUGGCGUCAACGGCCCCAACUCCCCGCCAUUCGCCCUUGAUGCGGUCGCCGGCCGAAAUGGGUCCGGGUCGUCGUGGGGGUGGUUCCGAUUCAAAUUUGUCGCGUACCACCAUCACCAGUAGCACCGACAUGAGAAAAUCCACCCUGCUCCGGCGAUUUUGGGGUCGUGACGCGAGACGCGAGGUAUUCGUGGAGUCACGUUCGGGAAGUUGGUCACCCCCAUUGAGACGGUCACAGCGACGACUCCACUUCGAUACACACCAGUGUGUAGAGUGCCAGAAGCUGAACGGGACACACAAUAGUAGCGGAAGUAGCAGUAGCAGCAGUCAGAGUAGUGUUUUCCUGGCCAGUGGACGAACACCAUCUCGGGCAUCACCUAAACGACUGAAACUCAUGGCUACACCAUCAGUUGCUGCCACAGACUCCAUGAGGUGUGCAUUGGAGAGUGAAAUCACAGAGACAAGUAGUCAGAUGGCAAGGGAUUCACCCACAACCACUGCACUGUCUUCGGAGAGUCCACAGACAAACAAUGGUCGGAAGAAUGUUCUUAUCUACAUGACUUCCCUGGAGACACCGACAUCCCAAGAGAAUAACAAUCCCUCAGAAGAAUCUUUGCGAAUUGAAAUUGAGACAACUACGCUCACUUCUGCUACGGGGGAUGAGAAUAUGAAUGGGGCACCAACUACCACCACGGUCACACGCACUGAAAGGGUCAAUAGACACCAUUCUGAGGAGGAGAUGGAUCGAUAUAUCUCCAAGUUGUUGAUUGACAGUCUCAAUAAUGUGAUUGAGGCGUCCACUACUAAUGAAUUAAUCACCAGUGCGGACACUAAUGGAAAUGCAACCACCAGGGAAUCCACUGCAGAUGAAAAUCUCAAUAAUCUUGAAGAUGGUGAAGUGAUGUACAGUGCAAUUUCAACAGCAGAUAUCUCAGAUCCUGCUCUUGAUGUCUCAGAUUCAGGCACAGUUAGUACAACUCCCCAUCGACCCCAAGAUAUUGGACUAUCUGCUGAACCUGAUGCGGAUUCAUGCAAAGACAAGGUGCAGGAAACCCCGAUUGAGGAAGUUCCCAUCUACUUCCCAAGGUAUUCGUACGGAGAACUGAGCAAAAGUAUUUUUUUUUUGUAUGUCCAAAUUAAAUUUUCCGUCUCAGUAUUUUUUUCCUAUUGUCUCUUUUGCAGUGGAUUUCGUGACGAAACUUCUGCAGCAUCCGAUUGGGAUCUGGUCACAGUAUCGAGUGAUUUUCAUUGUUGUCGGCAUCAGUAUCACACCAUGGGUUCUGGCACUUUUGCAGUCACCACAAAUGGUGGAGGUUUACUCAGACGACGAUAUUCCGUACCCGAGAUUAUCAUGAGAAAGCAUUCGCUAUCGCAGCAGAGAUCUCUUGAGACGAAAGAGGAAUCGAGUGUGGCGUCAACGGCCCCAACUCCCCGCCAUUCGCCCUUGAUGCGGUCGCCGGCCGAAAUGGGUCCGGGUCGUCGUGGGGGUGGUUCCGAUUCAAAUUUGUCGCGUACCACCAUCACCAGUAGCACCGACAUGAGAAAAUCCACCCUGCUCCGGCGAUUUUGGGGUCGUGACGCGAGACGCGAGGUAUUCGUGGAGUCACGUUCGGGAAGUUGGUCACCCCCAUUGAGACGGUCACAGCGACGACUCCACUUCGAUACACACCAGUGUGUAGAGUGCCAGAAGCUGAACGGGACACACAAUAGUAGCGGAAGUAGCAGUAGCAGCAGUCAGAGUAGUGUUUUCCUGGCCAGUGGACGAACACCAUCUCGGGCAUCACCUAAACGACUGAAACUCAUGGCUACACCAUCAGUUGCUGCCACAGACUCCAUGAGGUGUGCAUUGGAGAGUGAAAUCACAGAGACAAGUAGUCAGAUGGCAAGGGAUUCACCCACAACCACUGCACUGUCUUCGGAGAGUCCACAGACAAACAAUGGUCGGAAGAAUGUUCUUAUCUACAUGACUUCCCUGGAGACACCGACAUCCCAAGAGAAUAACAAUCCCUCAGAAGAAUCUUUGCGAAUUGAAAUUGAGACAACUACGCUCACUUCUGCUACGGGGGAUGAGAAUAUGAAUGGGGCACCAACUACCACCACGGUCACACGCACUGAAAGGGUCAAUAGACACCAUUCUGAGGAGGAGAUGGAUCGAUAUAUCUCCAAGUUGUUGAUUGACAGUCUCAAUAAUGUGAUUGAGGCGUCCACUACUAAUGAAUUAAUCACCAGUGCGGACACUAAUGGAAAUGCAACCACCAGGGAAUCCACUGCAGAUGAAAAUCUCAAUAAUCUUGAAGAUGGUGAAGUGAUGUACAGUGCAAUUUCAACAGCAGAUAUCUCAGAUCCUGCUCUUGAUGUCUCAGAUUCAGGCACAGUUAGUACAACUCCCCAUCGACCCCAAGAUAUUGGACUAUCUGCUGAACCUGAUGCGGAUUCAUGCAAAGACAAGGUGCAGGAAACCCCGAUUGAGGAAGUUCCCAUCUACUUCCCAAGGUAUUCGGCUGAAAGUAAGGGAGAUCUUUCCAGCUACACAUCAGUCGGUUCUGAGCCUGAACCUCAGGAAAUUGGUGCUGUGGGCACAGGAAGUUCCUAUCCGGAUAUAGAGAAACAUGGGGAACCUGUCUUAGUGCCCAGACUCUCAGCAUUCCCCCGUACAGAAUCAAUGGAAGUACAACCCUCUUCUGCUUCGGCAUGUGAAGAUGGCGAGAAUGGAGAUGUAUUGCCUGAUGAUGAGGACAGUGUAAGUUUGGUGGAUAGUCUCGAUGAUCCAGAAUCACCUGACCACAAAUACCAUUCCACGGAAUCUCUAAAAGUCCCAUCGUCAGCUGACACUGGGCAAGAAGCAAAAUCUCCACAAUUCCGUGAGAAAGGGGAGGCAUUUUUUGUACCCAUGUCUGAGACUCAAGUUCCUGUGGAUGAACACAUAGUGGUGGCUGAUACAAUGCCCGAAAAAUUGCGGGACAAACUAGUGAGGCGUCAAAAACGGAGGGACAUGAAGAAAGAGCAGGAAUUGCGACGACGGCAGAAGAUGCAAAAGUAUAUUGAUCAGAAGUUAGAAGAACGUCUGGAGGAACUUCAAGUCAAUGCCAAUCGCAAUUCUCGUGCAAUAAUUGCCAAGAAAGACAUCCCUGUCCCGACCACGUCUACUGCAUUGAAUACCACAGCAAAAGGGCAGAAAAAGAAUGUGCUGAGGACAGAGAUUGGGAUGUUAGAAUCCUACACUAUUGAUUCAAGAGGGAAUAUGCAAUUUAAUCCACCAGCUAAGGAAGCUCCAGUGAAGACGACAAAAGCCCCAGCUCCUAAGAGGACAAACGCCACCAGAAAAAUUACAAAAUCCAAAUCUGAGGAACACCCAGUGCCAGAAAAGAAGUUCCAAGUGAAAAAAUCCGCUUCAGACACAUUGCCAAGGCGAGGAAAGGCCUCGCGGAAGGAUAUGCAGCACAUGACACUGUAUCAGACGGCAGAUUUGACCCCGGAUACAGAAGGUGGACCACGGAGGAUGUACCAGAAGACAGAGAUACAGGAUGGUGAGAAGAGGAUUGAGAUUCUUGAAAUUGUAGAGUGUCUGGACACUUCUCCGGAAACAUCUCCUGGUGUCCGAAACCCUUUGACUUACAGGGUUGGUGGGAAAUCUGGGCGAAGAUCGAAGAUUCCCGUGCCGAUUUACAAAUCCGCCAAGAGAUCUGUUCACAGUGGAAGUGCCUCUCCACGAACGAUAGCCAAUGCCAAAGUGGACAAAUUGAUAGCUGAUCUUCUGAUAGAGGCUCUCAAUAAUCCCGUGGACUUGGGUAUAGAAUUUGUGCCAUCCCCAAAGAUCGAGAAGGCAGUCAAUGGGAAGAAGAAUGGUGUAAAGAAGAGAUCAGCUAAUAGCGGAAUAAAGUAUCAUCAAGUAUUUGAUGUUAUUCCUGAGGAGAGAAGCAGUUUCUCUCUGGACUCUUCAAAUGAAGAAUCCGGAACCACUCACAAAACCCGAGUAGACAGUGGACAGGGACCCUCAGUCAAGAGCACCAAUAAAGAUACCACCCAAAGUAGUGCAGUAUCUACUAAACCAACACCUCUCGAGAAUAACAACAAAGUCCAGGACCACUCGAAGGUAGAUGAUGGGAGGAAUGGGGAGAAAAAUCAGACAAAUCGCGGAAGGGCAGCUCUUGAGAGUGACACAUGGUUGGGAUUUUUCAAGCCCCAUGAGGAAUCCUCAGCAGAAGAGGAGUCAUCUCGCACUCAUCAUCAUUUCUGUCCUCAUCAUCCAUGCCAUCAUUUCAUGCUGACACCAUCAUCAGACACUUUAACGACUGUUUCAUCAACUAUCCAGAAUCCCACUGUAUCCCUAUCCACCACCAUUGACUUCUACUCUCCAGACACAUCGAGUUGCACAAAUACCAUCCUUCCACUUGAUUCCUCUAUUCCGGACGCCAGCACUUUUCCCACCAGCAGCUCUGGCUCUGACAACAUUCUCACGGUGAUCGAGAAGGUGGACACCAGCCCAAGUACAAUCCCUCAGCCACCUGAUUCCAUUUCAGAUACUGUUGCUAAGGCAUCAAAAGCCCCGUUAGAGAUCACCAAGACACCACGGGAGGAACCAACAAAGGAAGCUCCCGAAGUUAUUGACUCCAGUUCCUUUGUGAUAAUUCCGGCUGAAGAAAACCCACCAACGCCGGCGACAAAGGAGCCUCCGGAGCCAGAAUCUGCCAAAUCAACGCAAUCUUCGAUAAAGGCGAGGGAUAUUUGCAAGGAUUGCUGCUUCUGCAAUCCAGACCUCCAUAAGAAAAUAUCUCCUGAGGACACCAAUCGCUCCUGCCACUUUUGCGACAGAAAACGACAGAUGAGCGCACCUAAAAAACCUGAGGAGGAAACUCACAGUGGCUACGAGACAGCUAAGAGUCACCACUACUACGAGGUCUUGUCCAAAUCCGAUCAUCAGCACACGCAGACAAAAUCCAAGGAUCCUGAGACAAUCAGCACAAGAUGUGUAAAGACUAAUGAGAAGAUAAAGCGAUUUGUCCCUUCUCCAGAAGACCCCAAAGCAACCAAAGGGAAGAUCAAUCGCCCCAAAGAUGUUCCUCAGCCCAUUUCUCGAGGAUCUGCUGUACACAGAGUCAUCCGGGAUGAAGUAGAAGUGCCCAGAAAGCCAAGAAAUCAAAAUAAAAUCCCUGCAGAAGGGGAUAAGAAGCAGAAAAUUCAAUUCCCAAGUCCCUACAGAAUCCUCUCUUCACCACAGAGUUACGACGAUGGAUCAUCCUGUUCGGAGGAUGCAGACUUCAGUCCACCCGUUCCUCGAAUGAACACCCCAAUGAGAUCACGAUGGGCAAAUUCAAGUCGUUUUGCCAAUCACCGAAAGGCCUCCCAUAGUCGCAUGAAUGCUUCCUCGAAUCAUCCCAAAUCCUCCUUUGCCUCCACAUCGAGCAGUGCAACUCCGGGAGUUAAUACAGGUUGGUCAGUUACUGUGGCUGGCAACUACCAUCCACAGUUGGCUCCUGAUGUGGAGAUGCGUCUAAGCUUCCCAAAAACCCAGACUGAAACCCUGAUGCAACCACCUCCGUCAACCACAACGACAAACCGAGAUUUCUACGAGAUGACACCCCCACCAGGUGCUUCCGAGUGCAGACCACGACCAGCACUACCGCCCACAAAUUCACACACCCUCAAUCCCAAGAGAACCCUCACCAAAGUCACCCCAGCACCCUCAGCUAAUGGGAGGAAUUACCGCUUUCCGGAAGUCAAUACAGCCACAAGUCAGGCUGUGUCGCGACAAACAGCCAAAAAAGCAAUUAAGCGAGUAGAGUGCAGCGUCGCCGUAACUUCCGCCACCCGCACAAUCUCCAAAUUCAGCCGUGCUCAGCGAGCAAUGUCCUUCCAGUCUCUCCAUCCGACCAUUGAGGACUCCUACAGAAAUCGCAGUCGAGAUGGAUCGGUUGGAAAUCUAUCUAGUCGUCGCCUAUCGUUAGACGGAAGUCAAUCAGACGAUGUGGCUAGUCUGAGCAUCAUGGGUAAUGCCAUAGCACCGGAAAUUAAGCCACGUGUACCAACGAUGAGUGAAAAAGAUCUAACGAGGAGACACAGUUCCUGUUUCACAAGGAAUAGAUCCUAUUUGACAUAGAAUCACUUCCAUUGCAAGCACAAUAUUUUAAAAAUGCAAAUGUAAAAGCAUAAGCUGUAAAAUAAUUAUUAUAGAAUAUUUGGGGAAA
Molecule: messenger RNA, 6942 nt
Organism: Phlebotomus papatasi
Lineage: Eukaryota; Metazoa; Arthropoda; Insecta; Diptera; Psychodidae
Exons: 12
Coding region: 123-6854 (2243 amino acids)
Source: RefSeq, a predicted model, not a curated record